Messenger RNA from Exophiala spinifera, 717 nucleotides. RefSeq lists its product as uncharacterized. NCBI's taxonomy places the organism in Eukaryota, Fungi, Ascomycota, Eurotiomycetes, Chaetothyriales, Herpotrichiellaceae. The record is from RefSeq and is a predicted model, not a curated record. The coding region runs from base 1 to 717 and encodes 238 amino acids. The transcript is spliced from 3 exons. Gene Ontology annotation, molecular function: carbohydrate:proton symporter activity. Gene Ontology annotation, biological process: transmembrane transport; carbohydrate transport. Gene Ontology annotation, cellular component: membrane.
AUGAGUGGCAUCAAUGCGCUCGGAUUCUAUCAGUCGACUAUCUUCGAACAGUACCUGCGGCUCUCCCCCACCAUCGCGAGGGUACUCAGUGCAUGUGUCUUUACAUUCCAGACAUGCUGCUCACCAAUCGGUGUGCUGGCUGUUGACAAGUUCGGGAGAAGGAAACUAAUGAUGGUUUCAGCGCUCGGGAUGGGAUCUUGCAUGGCCAUUGUUGCUGGUGCAAGUUCCCAAUCUCACAACGUGGCAUGCGUUGGCGUGGCAUGCGCUUUCAUCUUCCUCUUUAGUCUCUUCUUUCCCAUCGGCUUCCUUGGUCUGACAUUCCUUUACGCCAGCGAGAUCAGCCCGCUCAUGGCUAGAGUUCCAAUAACCGCUAUGAGUACAGGAUGUGCGUGGAUAUUCAACUUCUUCAUUGCCGAAAUCACUCCGACGGCGUUUGCCACAAUCGGUUGGCGAUACUAUAUCGUGUUCGCGUGCACUAACAUGUUCCUCAUCCUCCCAUGUGUUUACAUAUUCUUCCCAGAGACGAACCGAUGUAGCCUAGAAGGGGUGGAUCAGAUCUUCCGCGACAGCAAGGAUUGUCUACAGCCAGUCAAGAUGGCAGCUAGAUUAUCGCGGGGUCUAUUGGAUGAAGCCGUUCAGACCGAUCAGAAACUCUCAAACGAGAUGGUUGAAUGUUGCGAGGCGGCCUGUGAGAGGGACGACCGGGGCAGACAAUAG